Cryptomeria japonica (Japanese cedar) is the source of this 1842-nucleotide messenger RNA. RefSeq lists its product as uncharacterized. The record is from RefSeq and is a predicted model, not a curated record. Lineage: Eukaryota; Viridiplantae; Streptophyta; Pinopsida; Cupressales; Cupressaceae. The transcript has 4 exons. Gene Ontology annotation, biological process: DNA repair. Gene Ontology annotation, molecular function: endonuclease activity; DNA binding. Bases 1 to 1842 code for a protein of 613 amino acids.
AUGGGCUUGAGGUUGGAUUGUGAGGAAGUCAAAGAUAACAGAGAGCUGGAGGGAGCCGAGGAGGAUGACGAUUGGGGCUGGAUGGACAAGGAGGACAUUGUGGAAAGAGGCUAUAAUGCCCUUGAUAAACGUCGGUUGAUCAAGCAAGGGUUGGAUCAAUUAAGGCCAGAUGUUGUUUUUCUUCAAGAAACAAAGAUGGACAAUGGGGAAGAGAAGUCUCUUCUGGGGUCUUGGAAGCAGUGGUCGGGGGUUUUUGUGGAUUCGGAAGGAGCCUCGGGAGGAUUGGGCAUCCUCUGGAAUGCAAAUAUUCAUAAGGUGGAGGAAGGUUUGGCCUCUAAUAUGUGGCAGUUUGGCAAUAUUUUUGCUAUCAAAAGGGAUCUAGAGAACAGAUUAGCAAGUUUACAAGAAGACAUCAUUCAAAUGGGGAUGACAUCAAAGAAAUUUUUGCAAGAACGAGAACUCAAAGGACAAUAUAGUGAGGUGCUAGCCCGAGAGGAGGUUUUUUGGAGGCAAAAAUUGAGAGAGUGUUGGCUUAAGGAAGGGGAUAGAAAUACAAAAUUCUUUCAUAAUUCGGUCAAGGCGAAAAGAUCUAGGAACAAAAUCACGACCAUCCUCAAUAGAGAGAAUGUAGUAUUAGACAAAGUGGAUGAUAUCAAUAAAGAGGCGGUGGAGUUCUUUCUAACUUUAUUAUCUAAGGAUAAUGAUCCAAAACUGGAGAAGCAACAAGAAGGGUUGAAUGUUAUCCCGGAGUUGAUAACAGAUGCACAAAAUCAGUCACUGAUGAAACCAAUUCAAUUUGAGGAGGUGAGAAAGGCGGUUUUUAGUAUGGAAGGCGAUAAAGCGCCAGGGCCAGACGGUUUCUCGACCUUUUUCUUUCAAACUUUCUGGGAGGUUGUGGGUUUUGAGGUUUGGGAAGUUGUGGAGGAAUCUCAGAAUAGAGUGAGUGUGGCAAAGGAGUUUAACUGCACACUCAUUGCCCUUAUUCCUAAGGUGGAGCACCCUGUCAGUUUCAGUGAAUUUCGACCAAUUUCUUUAUGCAACACCAUCUACAAAAUCAUUUCUAAAGUGAUGGCAAAUAGAUUGAAACCUUUAUUAAGCCUAAUUAUAUUAGAAGAACAAAGUGGCUUUGUUCCGGGCAGAUCGAUUAUGGAAGGGAUAAUCAUCGCGCAUGAGGCAAUUCACACAGUCCGUCAAGUGAAGGUGAAUGGAAUGAUGAUUAAAUUAGAUAUUAGAAAAGCUUAUGACAUGGUGGAUAGGGAAUUUCUUAUCCAGCAACGGCGAGGGAGAUGGAAAGGCAUCAAAAUUGCGGAAGGGAUGGACCCAGUGACUCAUCAGCAAUUUGCGGAUGAUACUCUACUCUGUGGACAGUCCUCACUGCAAGAGGCCCGAGUCAUGAGAAAGACACUAGAUAUUUUUUGUAAAGCAAGUGGACAGCAAGUUAAUUGGUCCAAAUCAGAAGCUAUAUUCUUUAAUACAGAAAUAGGCAGACAACAAGCAAUCUCAAACAUCUUAGGGGUUAGAAUGGGGACCCUUCGGGGCAAAUUUUUGGGUACCCCCUUGUUUGGUGGUAGGAACAAUUUGAGCCUAUGGAAAAACCUCAUUGAAGCUUGUGCAAACCGAUUAGAAGGUUGGAAGAGCAAAUGGAUUUCGCUAUCUGGGCGGAUCUUGCUGCUGAAAGCGGUUCUUUCGGCUCUUCCCAUUUUCUCCAUGAUAGCCCUUAGGAUUCCGGAGAAAGUGAUCAAUUUUAUUAACAGGGGAAUGAGAAAAUUUUUGUGGAAUGGCAAAGAGGCAAAUGACAAAAUUCCUUUGGUAGCUUGGGACAAAGUCUGUCAAGACAAAUAG